AUGUUAGUCAAUGAAACUGCAGGCUUAAACCAUACAGUUAAUAACAUAGUCUUGAACCAUGACAGUUCUGAACUAUGCCUCCCCUCUUGGAUUCUAAACGCCGUCAACGUCCAGUCUGCGUACAUCAGUGACACUGUGAUAACGGUCGUCAACAUCCCAUUUGCCAUAUUUGCCGUGGUUGCUAACCUGGCUGUUAUAGUCACCAUAAUCCGUUCUCCCCCACUCCACCGCCCAGUUAACGUGUUGCUGUGUAGCCUGGCUGCCUCUGAUUGUCUAACCGGCCUAGUUGUUCAACCUGUGUACAUAGCAUGGCGCUUUCUGCUGCAUCACAUUAAAGACCCUUGCGAAUUGGUUCAUCUCUACCAAGCCAGUAAAUCUCUUCCUGCCCUGCUUGUCGGUUGCACCUUCGUGAACUUGGCAAUAAUGAGCGUCGAAAGGUUGUAUGCUGUUUCGAAGCCUCUUUCUUAUUCAGCCAAAGUAACACUGAGAGGUAUGAAGGAUUGUAGCAGACCCCUGCAGAAAUGGAAUUUGUUUUGGGUUCCUAUUCUGGGAAAAUUAUUUGGUCUAUUCUAGUCUAUUCUAUUCUUUACAAAGUACACAAAAAAUUCCAUUUUAGGGUUCUUAAAGUGGUAUCGGACUUGUUUAAAAUUGUUUAACCAUAUUCAGGCCGGCCUUUUUUUCUCUUUUCUCCUCCCUUCUGUUAUUUUUUAUUUAUUUUUUUUCUGAGGGGGGCGGGGGGAAUAAUUAAAAACCCACGAGAAACCCAAGCACGCGAACUGCGAUAAAUGUAAGCCCGAGAAGAAAAAAGAGAGAGACUGCUGACUCUUUCGUUCUGUCUGGGGACAACUACACUCUAAAGAUAAUUAAACAAUUAAACCCGGCCGGCGAGUUCCUAUUAAAACGAUUUAUAAAUGGAACGUUAACAACUGAAAAUUUACACUUUUUUUAGUUCCUUUCCCUUGAGGAAAUUUAUAGCAGUUUCCUCCUGUAAGAUUUCCUUGAACGUUUUUAAUUAGUUUACAAGUGAUUACUGCUUAGUUCGUUAUUGUUCGUAGUUAGUUGUAACGCUUGACUAUUUUUAUCGCUUGCAAUCACACCCAGACCAGUUAAUGAUCUCUCAAUACAUUAUAAUAAUUCAAUACGUAAAAAAUAAUGAUAAAGCCUUUUAUGUAGAACUUCUUCAAAUCUUGUAAAACAUGGUGCGCUGUUAAUACUCGAUUGCCAUGGUAACGUCAAUGUUGACGUACAACGCACACGACUUUAAAAUGUUUCUAGAUAAAUCUUGAGAAAAAGUCGCCAGGUUUGGCGGUCAUUGCCUAAACGGGAUUAAAGCUAUUAAACCUUUUUAGCGAGGUGGGGGCAACUCCAAAGCCUCUCCGGUCUAAACUGGCAAUUAAAGCUAAGUAUCAGGCCUCCUUUCAGUUUACAGGGAAAGGUACAAAGAAAUCAUGUGACUGGGUCUCCUUUAUUACUUAAUGACGUACAUACAGGACUAAUUCGUACUAAUCAUCUUAAGCGAAACUGAAGAACUGAUUAGAAGAAUUGAACACACACACAAAAAAAACGUAUGCUGCUCUUUCAAUUUCUGCGCCUCGAAGACAGUGAGUGAAAUGGUAACGUCAUUACAUAUAUCGCUGAGAACACCUGGAAAAUACUUUUCAAUUUGAAGACUAAUCAAAACAAUCCCUUCCUAAUCCCGCAAAUUUAGCCCGUGACCAAUGCUUAAACAAACUGGAUUCUUAAAGUUAUACGAAACUUUUGUUUCAGGAAUGGUGAAGAUUGUCGUCAGUGCAUGGGUGAUCUGGUUCAUCAAUAUAAUCCUUAUGGAAAGCACUGUACCUGAGGGGAUCUACCAACCGCUGGAAAAUAUCACGAUCAUUUCAAUGAUGGUCAUAAUCACUGGAGGGCACGUUUUGACCUUCCAGGCAAUCCGUAACAACAACAGAAAGAUCUUUAAUGCCACCCACAACUCUCAACAAGCGAUCCUCUUUAAAAGAGAGAAAAAAGCGUUUAAAGACAUGACAUUUUACACAGUGGCGACGUUACUGUCCCUUCUUCCUCUUCUAGUGCUGCUAAAUCAUGUGGAAAACAGUAUUGUUUCAGGACACAUUCUGUUCCCUUGGGCCCAAAUCUUCUCCCAGCAAAUAUCCAGUAUAAACCCAGUAAUUCAGAUUCAAAGAAAUGCCGCUUUGAGGCAGGCACUAAAGAUGGCCCUGUGA
Molecule: messenger RNA, 2219 nt
Organism: Porites evermanni
Lineage: Eukaryota; Metazoa; Cnidaria; Anthozoa; Scleractinia; Poritidae
Source: the annotation of a GenBank genome assembly